Molecule: messenger RNA, 6212 nt
Organism: Cottoperca gobio
Lineage: Eukaryota; Metazoa; Chordata; Actinopteri; Perciformes; Bovichtidae
Product: tensin-2-like
Exons: 27
Coding region: 230-4855 (1541 amino acids)
Biological process (GO): peptidyl-tyrosine dephosphorylation
Cellular component (GO): focal adhesion
Molecular function (GO): protein binding; protein tyrosine phosphatase activity
Source: RefSeq, a predicted model, not a curated record
UUCAAGGCACGACAAGUUGUCAGCGAGAAGGGCAGAGGUGUGAGGAGUCACUGGAGAAGAAGGAGCAUGUUGGAGAGGAAGACGUUAGCUUUCGCAGAAACAUAAGGAGGCCCAUCUAAAACAUGAAGCGCUGAGAAGAAGUGGGGGACACAAAGCACUUUUGUGGAAGGAGCCAAGAAGAGUUGAGGGAAAUUAAAGAUAGGAGGUAAAAGAGGUGUCUGCUGGAAGUAUGGGGUGCAUUCACAGCAAGAGCGCCAGCAGGAUGAGGAAACAUGGACCUGAUACUGACACAGGAGGAAUCCCCAUAAAGGCGGACCCUGAGGUGCAUCCUGAAAUCCUUCAACUUGCCGAGCUCGCCAAAGCAAGAAGCCACAUCUUCACAGAGAAGAGCUUCAAGAGGAAAAGGGUGUGCAAUGUGUGCAAGCAGAGCAUCGACAACCCCGGGGCUUUCUGCAAGGAGUGCAACGUUGCAGUUCACAAGACAUGUGAAGCCAAGGUGACUCCCACCUGUGCCUCAACAUCAGACCUGCACGGCUCCACUAAAUCUACACCACAGAAGAAGAGAGGCUCCCUACCAAGGAGUAAAAGUUUGGAACAAGUGAUGGAGAAUGUGAUGGAGCGCCACUAUGACUUUGACCUCACCUACAUCACGGAGAGGAUCAUCUCUGUCUUCUUCCUGCCGGACCUGGAGGAGCAGCGGUACCGCAGAAACCUACAGGAAGUGGCCUCCAUGCUGAAAUCCAAGCACCAAGACAAGUUCCUGCUACUGAAUUUAUCAGAGAAGAGACAUGACAUCACCAGACUUAACCCAAAGGUGCAGGACUACGGCUGGCCUGAUGUUCACGCCCCACCCCUGGACAGGAUUUGUGCUGUUUGUAAAGCCAUGGAGACCUGGCUGACCUCUGACCCCAACAACGUGGUGGUCCUCCACUGCAAGGGAAACAAAGGGAAGACGGGGGUCAUCGUGGCAGCCUACAUGCACUACAGCAAGAUAUCAGCUGGAGCGGAGCAGGCUCUCACCACUCUAGCAAUGAGAAAGUUCUGUGAGGACAAAGUCUCCUCUUCCCUACAGCCCUCUCAAAACAGGUACAUCUACUACUUUGGUGGGUUGCUGUCAGGUACCAUCAAAAUGAACAGCAGUCCUCUGUUCCUCCACCAGAUCCUCAUUCCAUCACUACCAAACUUCCAGACGGGAGGAGGUUUUUAUCCAUUCCUGAAAAUCUACCAAUCUCUCCAGCUUGUCUACACUUCAGGCGUCUAUGAUCCCCAGAGCUCCAGGGCAAGGAAGCUGUGUGUGACGAUGGAGCCAGCGUUAUUAUUAAAGGGGGAUAUUAUGGUGAAGUGCUACCACAGGCGGAGUCAAGCAGCAGAGAGGGAGGUGGUGUUCAGAGUCCAGUUCCACACCUGCACUGUUCACGGAGCCCAGCUAUGGUUUGGCAAGACUGAACUGGACCUGGCCUGCACAGAUGACAGGUUCCCUCCAGAUGCUACAGUCGAGUUUAUCUUCUCCAAUGGGCCAGAAAAAAUGAAAGGUCGAGAAUACCGCAAGAAUGACACCUCCAUCAAAGUGGACUACAACACGUCAGACCCUGUGGUCAGAUGGGAUUCUUAUGAGAACUUCAACCUGCACCACCAAGACAGCAUUGAAAAUAUUUCUCAUACGAGGGGCCCUCUGGACGGCAGCCUGUACGCCCAGGUGAGGAAGCGUCGAGGGCCGGGCUCGACUGCCUCAGCAGCGUCACUCAACGGAUGCCUCACAAGCAGCCCAACAGUCAAGCCUCAAACUCCCAGCCAGCCCCAGACUUUCACCUACACCUCUGACUCUAGCCGCUCCUCAGUCCGCUCUGAUCACCUGGAAGAUGCCUCUCCGCUCAUAAACCGCUCAGAAAAAGAAAACACUGACUGCCUAUUGAGGAGAGGAGAUGGGGAAGAUGGAGCAAAAGAGAAAAGAAGAGGGAAAGAAAAGGAUAGAGAGACAGCGAUUUUAGAUGACGGAGACCCGUCAAGUCCUGGCGGUUUGAGGCGAGAGCACUCAAACUGCGGCCAAGCCGCUACAAAGUUUGGCAAUGGCGGAUGGGAGAGGGAACGAGAGUCCUGCCUUUCUGAUGGUCGUUGUCUCAGCCAUUGCAACAGCAUUAAAAAGAAUCCAAAAAGCCAAACUCUGCCGGCUUUACCCUCCAAAUCUUUGUCCCCGCCUCCUCAUUCAACUCAUAUUGAACUCUGCCAUCGACAUAGUGCCCAUCCUUUACCAGAGUUACCAUGGGAACGUCCAACCCCACCCCCGCCCCUGCCCUGCCUCCACAGGCCUUGCUACCCUUAUUCCACCCCGGAACACACCCACCCUCACAGCCACACCCUCCCAGCCUUAAACAGACUCUGCACUGGGGAGGAGUGUCACCUCCUCCAUUAUUCCAGCCACAACUCAGCCUCUCAUCUCUCCCAUCAAUCACUGCCCUCCAGCCCAUACAGGGAAAUGUUCUUCAGCUCUCCAACGCCAUCCUCUGGUUGCACCUGUCGGGACUGCUCCAGCAGGCGAGAGCACCAGGCAGCUAGAGCAUUCCACCCAUUGCACCCCGACCAAUCAGAAAACCCACACUGGUCCCAAGGAGUACAACGAACAAGAGAGGCGCCUAUAUGGGAAAGUGAAAAUCCAUGGGAGGUGGCGAGAGAGGCAGAGUUCUGGCAGUGCAAAUCAGCCAUGCCUGCAUUUCGUGUCUGCCACUCCAUUUUGGAUCAGAGUCCAAACCCAGAGCCAAGAUAUGCCAUCGGACCUCAUCAGGGCUACCCGAGCCCCCAGUCUCUGAUGGAUGUGCGUGAUGGAGCCAGCAGUGGGUACCACACUCCACCACAGCCCCGCCACUCCUGCCCCUGCUCUCCUUAUCAGUCAUCCCCAGCAGAGAGCCAUGAGAGCCGGAGUUACGCCUCAGGCUACCACUCUGGAUCAACCUCGCCUCUGCCCGCUAGUAGCCCCUCUCCUGGGAGAGGCAGGCUGCCCGAGCCUCUCUCUGGAUCUAGAGACCAGCAGCACUCUGAGCAUCACAAAGUGGAACAGGCCAAGGCUGAUGUGGAGGAUGACAUAUCCCAGGGUUCAGAGGGUAAAUCGGACUCUAUUGGACAGUCCAGCACCCCUGGACUGGACUCUGAUCAUGACUACACAAUCAUUGGUAGCAGCAGCCCCACACAUGCAGAAGACAGUGUAUCUGCUGAUAGCCCUCCUCAAAGCCAGGAAGCCUCGACACAUCUGGAGUCCAGCACAGAUUGCAGCAAAGCCAUUUCACCAGUACCAAGCGAAACACAAACCCAAAGUUCCAACAUAUCCAUAAACUCCACACAAGCAUCAAGUGAGCAGAGUUUGAGCUCUGAUAGUAAGCUUGUAGUCGCCCAGAUCACAGGAAGUGCAGAGGAAUCUAACCAAUUACAGACUUCAAACUAUGCCACUGUCAUCAUCACUCCGGUCCAAGUGCAACUGAAUGGCUCCGAUCUUCCCAGCGAUACCCCAUCUGACGGCAGCAGAGGCGUUUCCAUGAACCUUUCUGCCAGUCUCAGUUCUAGCCCUUCCACCACUUCCCCUAAUUCUCCUAUCGGCUCCCCAGACCUUCAGUCUUCUCCCCAGCGAUCCACACCAUCUACAGACACAGCGGGACAAAGUCUGACUCCGGAAAGAGACAGCUCAACCGACACUAAACCCCCAUCCCCUGUGUCCGACGGAUAUCAUACACCAACCUUCCCUUUAGCGUCCUAUUACUACCCAUUACUGAACGUCCCUCAUGUACCAUACACUGGGUAUACUGCAAUCACCAUCCCCUCCAUCCAGCCACCGCUCCCCGAGAAGAAACGUCUUUCUACCACACAAGGAUCCCUAAACGGACACAACUCUCUACUCCGGGUCUCCUCAGCUCCUCCCCCGAUGCACCACGUUACUUUCUCCCCCUGUGUGGGAGAGCAGAGACGGGGGUCUUCACAACACAGCUUCAGGGAGGAGGCCGACAUCAGGGUCAAUGCAAAGUUUGUCCAGGACAGCUCCAAGUACUGGUACAAACCUGGCAUCUCCAGAGACCAAGCCAUAGCUGUUUUGAAGGACAAGGGGCCGGGAACUUUCCUCAUCAGAGACAGUAACUCCUUCCAGGGAGCCUACGGUUUGGCCCUCAAGGUGGCCACCCAUCCUCCUAAUGCCAACAUCACUGGCUGCAAAGUGGACCCUCUGGAACAGCUGGUGAGACACUUUCUUAUCGAGACUGGGCCACGGGGAGUGAAGAUCAAGGGCUGUCAGAACGAGUCCUACUUCGGAAGUUUAUCUGCUCUAGUGUACCAGCAUUCAAUUACUCCUAUCUCUCUGCCAUGUGCCCUUCGCAUCCCAGAAAAAGAUCUGAUUGGGGAGCUUCAAGAGAUACACAGCGCAACAAACACCAGCACAGCGGCUGACCUCCUCAAACAAGGAGCAGCUUGCAACGUGCUGUACCUGAACUCUGUGGAAACUGAGUCUUUGACGGGUCCAGAGGCCAUCUCAAAGGCAACCAAGUGUACUUUGGCCCUGAGUCCACGUCCAGUGGCAACAGUGGUCCACUUCAAAGUGUCUGCUCAGGGCAUCACUCUAACCGACAGCAAAAGAAGGCUAUUUUUCAGGAGACAUUACCCGAUCAACAGUGUGACUUUCAGCAGUAUUAACCCCCAAGACCAGAGGUGGACUAAUUCUGAUAGCACUUCAAGCAAGAUGUUUGGUUUUGUGGCGAGGCGGACUGGCAGCGCUACAGAGAACGUGUGUCACCUGUUCGCAGAGAUGGACCCUGAGCAGCCAGCUGUGGCCAUCGUCAACUUUAUCAACAAAGUCAUGCUGGGACCUCAACUACGCAGAUGAGAGAGAAGGAGAAUUUGAUAACUCUGGACUAUUGGCGAUCUGGGGGAGAUGUUAAUAUGAUUUUUAAUGAAGUGUGUGUGACUACAUGUGUCGGCACCACUGUGCACGGCUGUAUGACUGUUUUUAUAAGUUCUGGCAGAUCAUCACUGCUCUGUGGGGUAAAGUAUUGUUUAUGUCAGUUUACAGAGCAAAAAGUUAAGAGAGGAAAAGUUUGAUAAGCCAAAGACUGACCUCACUUGGCCAGCCUUUGCCAAAUGAGAUUGAAUAACAGUUUUUGUUGGGUUUUUUAGUUUUGAAUAUUUGUAUUUGUAUUUACUUGUUUCAAAUAUUUCACAUGGUGUACAACAAAGUUCACAAGCUGCGUAAGGGACAAUCAAUGUACCACACUGUAAUUUGUUUUAAGUUUCUUUACAUCACAUUAAAAAAAGGGUUCUUCUACAAGUAGUAAAAUGUAAGAGUCAUGAUGUCAUUAGCUGACAUGCAAAGUAUCACAUUGUACCAGAUGUGGUAUAAAGUGGCAUAAAUACAAUUUCGGUGAAAUAGUGUGAAUAUGUGUGAAAUAGUAAGUGUAAUGAUUAACGACAUUAUGUAGAGGAAAAAGUGUCUUUGACUACAUUAUAAGUCAGUGGUUACGUACAUAUUUGUAACAAUUCACCACAUUGUGUUUUCAAUGCAACUAAACUAUUAAAAGUGUAUUUUGUUGAAGUGCUAACUACAGAUGUAGUAGCAGGAUUAUGCUAAAUCUCCUCCCUAAAAUUUAAAACAGACAGAUGCUUUCACAAAAUAUUAUGUGGCUACAAACUACAUGAAAAAUGGGGGUCAGCAUUAAAACUGAGUUAACAAAUGUUAUUUAAAAGACAUGACCUACAUAUUUACAACAUUUCUACAGCUACAAACAAAAAGCCUUACUUUGUGAAGUUAAGAGGAAGUUCUCAUAUGAGAAAAUAUACAAUGUCUGCAAUGUUGGUUAUGUCAUUAUAAAAAGAUCCGGUACCAGAAAAGUCUCUCCAUAUCACAUAUUAGUCUUGGUCCUGUGUAUGUCCCUAUUGAAUUCACCAAUAUACAUAACAACACAUAAUAAGUAAGUAAACGGGGAUUUUCACUUUAAGCCAAAGACUUCAUUAUUUUGUAAAGAUUUUUGAAAGUUUGAUUUUUUUUUUUUACUUAUUACAUUUUUGUUGAUUGAUAUAUGUGUGUUUUAUAUAAACUGAUAGAGUAUUUAGAUGACUUCAGCUCAAUAAUAAUUUUUUAACAAUGGAUUUUUAUGUAAAAGAAGUAAUAUAUUUUAGGCCUCUGAGAAGAAUGUUGUCUGUCAUAUUUGACAGGAAAUUUAAGUAAUAAAAUUAAUGAAACGCAA